GCAGUAGUUAACUUGUACAUGGUCCGAUUUUUGGAAGAAAGAAGCAUGAAAGUAAGCUGUGUGUUCCUAGCGAGCAACCAAAGACUAACAUCUCAAAGCCUAGUGAUCCAAAAACAAUUGAGAGAGUAAUCGUCGGUUCACUGCUAUCGCUUUGGCUUUACCGAAUGAUCUACAUCAUCGAUCUCUGCCUCAUCAAAACGUCCAUUCUAUUGUGUACGUCGCAUUCUGCUUGAGAUUGUCCAAGUCAGCCGAUGCAGGUAUCAGGUGCCGCUUGCAGUAGGUUGCACGCGAGUGCUCGAUACUUGUCACCAACUGGCUUGCCAAUGUGCAUUGCGCUAACGAAGGAUGGGCAGUCUACAAUGAUAUCGCCGCGUCGAACAAGCGCUUCCACUACUGUUCCCGUACGAUACUAGGCACCAUCAUCGUUGGCGGCGUUGCUAUGGUCAUUGCUUCUGUCUUCAUGUGCUAUCCGGUCGGUGACGCGUGGUCUUUCAAAGUCUUCGUGGCCGGCUUGCAGGGCAAACACGCCCACUGCUAUAAUCCGGGGCCUUUUUGGCUUUUCAACGCAGGCUUCAAUCUUGUCACGGAUGUCAUCAUCUGGACACUGCCGAUGGUCUUGUUCCUAAAUCUCCAGGUCAUGCCACUAAGACAGCGUCUCGAGCUCGUUGGCAUCUUCUCGGUCGGCAUCUUCGCCAUUGUGGCCUCGGCAAUUCGGCUUUCCACGAUCAUCGCGUGGUUGUCCGGCUUUGAGAAGCAGGCUCAGAAUACGGCAAACGUGCUGUUGUGGAGUCAAGUGGAGCAACACGCUGGCCUCAUAGCAGGCUCCAUACCCUUCCUGCGGCCGCUAUUUCGUAAAGCGUUGGGCAGAGUGAGGAACAGAGAGCAGCCUGCUUCCAUGCCGAGCCCAGAAGCGCGCCUCGUGAAUGAAUGGAGGCCAGCAGCCGUUCCCGAUAUGCCACGGAACCUCAUCAUUCCGUCACCUCGCUCGACGCUAGACUUGGAUGGUCGGGAAUUCAGGCGGCCUGAGUGGGUUCUUGAGCCAAUUGAACGCGUUUCAAGUGUGUCUACUUGGCACUCAGAGAUAUGGGAUGGAACGCAGUUACGAAAGGGACUCCCUGAUUGAUUUCGGAGGGCUCCAAGAUGCCAGAGGAGCCGACCAGCGGGUCUGCCGAAAUUUCGACUACACGGCCUAUGUCUGGGAGAAACAGACUCGAGGUGGAACGAUAGCUUUGUUUUCUGACCAUGUUCGUGUGGUAUCGUCGUGGCCAGCCAGUCGGUCGACUGCCCAAUCACCACGACGGAAAGUAUAAUUCGA
Molecule: messenger RNA, 1315 nt
Organism: Exserohilum turcica Et28A
Lineage: Eukaryota; Fungi; Ascomycota; Dothideomycetes; Pleosporales; Pleosporaceae
Exons: 1
Coding region: 440-1123 (227 amino acids)
Source: RefSeq, a predicted model, not a curated record